GUAUAUUUUUUCAUCAAGGUUUUAAGGCCCACGUCCAAUGACAUAUUACUAUUUAACCGUUGAGAUGGUGAACAAAGCUAAGACUAACGGCGGCUUUACUGACCAGAAAAUGUUCAAAACAGCCGGUAAAUAUGGCUUCGAUUCUCUAUUCCUGAACAACACUAAAAUGCAAGUGUUGGAUGGUUAUAUAACUCACAUUCGUCCUUUCCUCAAGCCGACCUGUGCUUACGUUUUGGUAACGAGAAAUGGAGGACAGCACAACAAACUAGGAGAGUUAAUGAGCAAACUAGUUUUCGAUGCAACAAGCAAGUACGUUCAUCCUACUCGCUAUCGACAUAUUGUCAAGACUGUAAGUUGCACAUAUCUUGGCAGCAGCGAGCAGAGCACUAUCUCCGAGGAUCGGAAACGCAGCGCUUUCGAUCAAGGCAAGGUUUCACUAUCAAAAACGAAGACAAACGGACCAGAGUUAGAAAUGGAAGUGCGCUCAAGGCUUAAAGUGUCGAUACUUCUUUUACCAAUGGAAACAAAACGAUAAUAGAGACACCAUCCCAGCGUCGAGCAGGCGUGCCGAAACCAAAGCGAGGAAAUGCACUCAAACUGACAGGAAUUGUCGCGAGAAGAAAAAUUUUUAUGUUCACCCCCGAGGAAGACAAAUGCAUAAAAGCUGGAGAUCCUCUUCGGAAGCGGGUCCUGGAACUGGAGGGGGUGGAUCGUCAUCAGGGUCUUGGCUACAUGGCUCGCCCAAACGAUGCAAUCCAUCGCGUGAUCUUUCGGAAAUUUUUGUAUUCCUGGCACGACUAUUCAAGCUCUUAAACUGAAACUUCCGGAGACGCACAUCCAUUGCCGCGUUACGCUCAGCAAAUUUCAUACCCUCUUGACGCGUUCUAAACUGGGACAUCUUAUGGUAUAGGAUUUAGAAGACCUAUACUUCCGGUCAUGGGCGGUGGGGCCUCCUUGAUGAAGAGCCAAAAUAAAUGUGCCGUUGAUUACGGCAAAUGUUUAGCCACAGGCCGUCGGCUUGUCUCUCUUCGCU
Molecule: messenger RNA, 1033 nt
Organism: Orbicella faveolata
Lineage: Eukaryota; Metazoa; Cnidaria; Anthozoa; Scleractinia; Merulinidae
Source: RefSeq, a predicted model, not a curated record